Cuscuta europaea is the source of this 2506-nucleotide messenger RNA. NCBI's taxonomy places the organism in Eukaryota, Viridiplantae, Streptophyta, Magnoliopsida, Solanales, Convolvulaceae. The record is from the annotation of a GenBank genome assembly.
GUCGAGUAAUGGUGCGGGUAAUCAUAUCCGAACUAAAAGUGGCCGUCAAGGGAUGGUAACUUAACACGAUAUUCCUCUGCGCGUUCAUCUGGGUUCAUAAUUUUGCCGGAGGGAAAUAUCUCACUCAUCACCUCCCCAUCACUACAUAGGGCGGGUGCCCGCGAGCCCCAAUUACCAUCCCCAUUAUAGACACUACCCAAGAAUCUAAGCGUUGGGUUAGUCCCGCUUAUGGGAGAGUAAAAAGAUCGGCCUAAUAAUUACUCGUAUUUUAAAAAACAAUGACGAUUGUAGCAGGACUUGCAAUGCACGAUCUCUCCAUUGCCAUACACGUUUGCUCCUUUCCACCUUCCACUUUACCUCAUCACAGAGUCGGGAUUAUCAUACCCUGUAACAGGUACACGAAACUCCGGACCCGCUUCAUCGCAUUGGCAUUCCCUGCUACCUGCUCGCUAAAAGGCGUCCUGAGAAGGACGGCUGAGCAGACUUCGUCGCCAAGAACUACGCCGUACCGAAGGAAGCAGCCGCCGGCGGUCCUUGACAGAAGCGUCGACAUGAAUGAACUGUCCUUGUCCAUUGGAGAGACAACUAACGAACGAGAGCUCCACGCGUUGAUGUCGCCGUACAAAAGUCGGGAACUUUCCGCGCGAUUCAUGCUCACCCUCAUCUCACGCGAAUCCGACUGGCAACGCUGUCUCGCGCUGCUCGAUUGGAUUCACGAAGAGGCUCUGUACACCCCUUCCGUGUUCGCAUACAACGUCGUGCUUCGUAAUGUUCUCCGAGCCAAGCAAUGGCGCCUUGCCGCUGGACUGUUCGACGAAAUGCGCCAACGAGGCCUCUCACCAGAUAAGUACACUUACUCGACUCUAAUUACCCAUUUCGGGAAAGAAGGCCUGUUUGACGAUGCUCUAUCUUGGCUUCAGAAAAUGGAGCAUGACCACGUGACUGGGGAUCUGGUUCUGUACAGCAAUUUGAUGGAGUUAUCUCGUAAACUAUCUGAUUACCCAAAGGCUAUAUCAAUAUUCUCCAAACUAAAGAGCUCAGGGAUUACCCCGGACCUGGUAGCUUACAACACAAUGAUAAAUGUGUUUGGGAAAGCCAGGCUUUUUCGGGAAGCAAGUUUAUUGCUAAACGAGAUGAUGUCAAAUGGCAUUACCCCAGAUACCGUUAGUUACUCUACGCUUAUGAGUAUCUACAUGGAGAAUCGGAAGGUUCUUGAAGCUCUAUCCGUGUUUUCUGAAAUGAAGAAAGCAAACUGCCCGCUUGAUUUAACAACCUGCAAUAUAAUGAUCGAUGUGUAUGGACAGCUUGAUAUGGCGAAAGAAGCAGAUAGUUUGUUUUGGAGUAUGAGGAAGAUAGGGAUCGCACCAAACGUGAUAACUUACAACACCCUUUUAAGGGUUUAUGGUGAUGCCGAGCUGUUCGGCGAAGCCAUACAUUUAUUCAGAUUGAUGCAGAAGAAGAACAUCCACCAAAACGUCGUGACAUAUAACACAAUGAUUAAGAUAUACGGGAAAACGCGCGAACAUGAAAAGGCAAACAACCUUGUUAAGGAAAUGGAGACUAAAGGGAUCAAACCGGACACCAUCACAUUCGCUACUAUGAUCCACAUAUGGAGUAAAGCAGGAAAGUUGGACAGAGUCGCAAUUCUGUUUCAGAAGCUACGGUCUUCUGGGGUUGAAUUCGAUCAGGUUUUAUACCAGACGAUUAUCGUGGCUUAUGAACGGGCCGGACUAGUCGCCCAUGCCAAUCGUUUGCUGCAGGAACUGAAACGGCCCGAUAAUAUUCCUCGGGAAACCGCUAUAAUGGCUCUUGCAGGAGCUGGUCGGCUAGAAGAGGCAAUGUGGGUGUUUCGACGCAUGAUUGAUGCUAGGGAGGUGAAGAACAUAGAGAUUUUUGAGUGUAUGAUUGAUCUUUUUUCUAGAAAUAGAAGGUACAAAAAUGUCAUUGACGUGUACCGGAAUUUGAGAGAAUCAGGUUUUUCCCCGGAUUCAAACAUGGUUGUCAUGGUCCUUGAUGCUUAUGGGAAGUUGGGGGAGUUUGAGAAGGCGGAGUGUCUAUAUAGGAAGAUGAAUGAGGAGGAGGAACGGGUUUUGUCUGACGAUGUCCAUUUUCAGAUGUUGAGUGUGUAUGGGGCCCGGGGGGAUUUUGAAAUGGUCGAGACGUUGUUUGAGAGACUUGAAAUUGAUCCACGCGUUAACAAGAGGGAUUUGCAUCAAGUUUUUGCGGGUAUAUAUGAACGAGCAAACAGAGUAGAGGAUGCAUCUCGGCUUGUCAAUAGAAUGAGUGACAUGAAAGUCCUUUUAUCAUGAUCUCUCUCCCAGAAACAAAUUGUGUGACCAUUUGUUGUUUUCAUACAUCUCUCUAUCCCAGUGUAUAUAUGUAAACUGCGUAUGUAAUUCAGUGUAGAACAAAACUUAUUGUGUAGAUUUCUGUGUCUAUCACUCCCUCUGGUUGUCUCGUCCUUCACAAUUUAAUAGGUGGUCCUUAUGAUUACCAGGCAUUUAAG